UGCCCAUUUGCGUGCUUUUAGCUUUUGGAUAUUGUUGGCUCUUUCAUUUCUCUUCCGUUGAUGUGUGCCCACCACAUUUGUGGUUUGUUUUGUCAACUUAGCUGUGUGAUCUCUGAAUGGGGAGCUGCACCGUGGGGCUCCAACGCCUGUCUAUCUUAUCUUUUCAAAAUGUAGUUUCUCUACAUAGACCCAAUAAAUCACUCCUAAAACUACAUUCAUUGUCUGCAAUUACACCUGUUUCUGGCUUUCCAAAGAUCAAGCCAAGCCAGAUAAUAAGGAGUUGCUCCACCAAUUCAUUUGCUGUUGCUGACGAUGGAAAGUACAGCAACAAACAGGUUAUUAGCAUUACUCCGCGCCUUUACGAUUACAUCCUUGCCAACGUUCGAGAGCCUGAGAUUCUAAGGCAACUUAGGGAGGAGACUGCUUCUAUGCGCGGUAGUCAGAUGCAGGUGUCUCCGGAUCAGGCACAACUGCUUGCAAUGCUUGUGCAAAUUCUUGGUGCAGAACGGUGCAUCGAAGUUGGUGUUUACACAGGUUAUUCAUCAUUGGCUGUUGCAUUGGCCUUACCUGAGUCGGGUCUCUUAGUUGCCUGUGAAAGAGAUGCCAAAUCUCUUGAGGUAGCGGAAAAGUAUUAUGCUCGAGCCAAUGUCUCCCACAAGGUGCAUGUGAAACAUGGACUUGCAGUUGAUUCCCUUAAAUCACUGAUUUCAAAUGGUGAAGCAUGCAGCUAUGAUUUUGCGUUUGUUGACGCAGAGAAAAGGAUGUAUCAGGAGUAUUUUGAGCUGCUAUUACAACUGGUGAGAGUUGGGGGUGUCAUUGUGGUGGAUAAUGUUCUUUGGAAUGGAAAAGUUGCUGAUCCAAUGGUAAAUGAUGCCAAAACUGCCAGCAUUAGGAGUUUCAAUAAAAGCAUAAUGGAGGACCAGCGUGUAAGCAUUAGUAUGGUUCCUAUUGGAGAUGGCAUAACGAUCUGCAGAAAGAGAUAACUCUUGUAAUUGAAGAUGAUAAUUAAGCUGCUAAAGCAACCAAUUUUGCACCAAUAAUGUCAGACAGUAGAGAGGAAAGGAAGGAGAUGAUUUUCCUAUUAUUUUGUUUUGCAAGGAUUCACUAUCUAAUCUCCAAAUUUGGAGGGGUUAAAAUUGGGAUACUAAAUAAUUAUAAGG
Morus notabilis is the source of this 1160-nucleotide messenger RNA. Its product is annotated as O-methyltransferase MdmC. Gene Ontology annotation, molecular function: S-adenosylmethionine-dependent methyltransferase activity; O-methyltransferase activity. Lineage: Eukaryota; Viridiplantae; Streptophyta; Magnoliopsida; Rosales; Moraceae. The coding region runs from base 117 to 983 and encodes 288 amino acids. The transcript is spliced from 10 exons. The record is from RefSeq and is a predicted model, not a curated record.